Xenia sp. Carnegie-2017 is the source of this 1428-nucleotide messenger RNA. RefSeq lists its product as uncharacterized. The coding region runs from base 1 to 1428 and encodes 475 amino acids. The transcript has 5 exons. The record is from RefSeq and is a predicted model, not a curated record. Gene Ontology annotation, molecular function: carbohydrate binding. NCBI's taxonomy places the organism in Eukaryota, Metazoa, Cnidaria, Anthozoa, Malacalcyonacea, Xeniidae. Gene Ontology annotation, cellular component: membrane.
AUGUCGAAACUGGAAAGUGUAUUUAUGAUACAGAAAAAUACAGUCAUCACUAGGAGCAAGAACUCUUCGAUUUUUGAACUUUCCCACAACUGUCUUCAUCCUGCAUCUCAGUUUAAAUUCUUAGAUAACAGCGCCAUAUUGAAGUUGAACGUACCAGGUUGUCUUCAAGGAGUUCAUAAAUGGGUAAAUGGUUAUCGUCUUGAUAUGUUGUAUAUCCACACUGAUACGCGCAACAUUAAUGACGCUGCUUGUGUCAACAACAAUGCUGUAAAACAAACCUCUUGGGGAGGUCUACAAAUACGGUACGACAAAGCUGGAUAUCAAUUUCGAUGUUUAAGACCUUGGACUUCUAAAGAACUACAAGACAAUCAAGGAGUUGAUCCUUAUUUGAAAAUGGUUAAUUGUAAGUCUGCACCAAAAAAGCAAUUUCAUUUCGGUUCAAUAGCGUCUUUUCGACAAAAGAUGACGGACGUCAGCUGUCCCAAAAGUCAAUACAUGACCAUCAAAAGUGCAUCAUACCGCGAAUUGACUGGAAGUAAUAUUUGUGGGUCAAGUUAUGAUUACAGUUGUAGUGUCGAUGUCACGUGUCAUCUGAAGAGACACUGUGAUGGCAAACGAGAGUGUAUUGUCAUUGUUAAUGAUAAUCUUUUUCCUUUAAACAUUUGUCCUGGUUUGAAUAAGUAUCUUUAUUUUGAAUAUCAAUGCAGCACCACAUCGUUUGUUGAAAUUUGUUACCUUGAAACGGCAUACCUGUCAAAUUCAAUAUUCCCAAACCAAGGAGUUGUAAAUGUUAUCACGAAGUAUGAUGGUAACUUUACAAUCUGUAAAGAAAGUUCCUUAGAUAAAGUAAAAGACGAUAUUUGCAUGCAAUUUGGUUACCCUGCAGCUGACUCUAUCAAAAUAUGGACAUCAAGCAAAGGCGAUCAAAUUUUUUUAUAUGGAGAGUUAUCUUGUAACAACCAAGCAAAAAAUCUUUCUCAAUGCGUUAUCACAACGAAAGAGAAAUGUUCCCAUCAUUCAUUAUUAAAAUGUCAUAUCUGUGCCAGGCCGUUGUUAAACGACACAAAAAAAUUCCCUGACUCAUUGUUUUCCGCUUCAAAGGCAAUAAAUUUGCACAAUGCCGCCAAUGCAAGAAUAUCCAGUGGCAGAUCGUGGUGUGCUCCUACUGCUGAUGGAAAUCACUAUCUUCAAAUAAGCUUUGAAAAACUUUAUGCUAUUAACUCCGUUGCAAUUUUUGGAGACACAACAACCUUAAGUUGGGUGACAAAAUAUCACAUUAACACCACUUCUGAUUUAAUAAACUGGGAGUCAGUAUCUAAUCAGAAUUCACAAAAAGUUUUCAAAGGAAACAAAAACGCUUACAAAGACGCUGCUAUAUCAAACAUCAAAGAGGUACAAGGACGAGAGCUUUACGACUUAUUCCAGUGA